Messenger RNA from Haplochromis burtoni (Burton's mouthbrooder), 2474 nucleotides. Its product is annotated as tumor necrosis factor alpha-induced protein 2. Gene Ontology annotation, molecular function: SNARE binding. Gene Ontology annotation, cellular component: exocyst. The record is from RefSeq and is a predicted model, not a curated record. Lineage: Eukaryota; Metazoa; Chordata; Actinopteri; Cichliformes; Cichlidae. The transcript has 9 exons. The coding region runs from base 678 to 2177 and encodes 499 amino acids. Gene Ontology annotation, biological process: exocytosis; exocyst localization.
CGUCGAUACCAUCCGGAAUAUUACUUGGUAUCGGAUCGGAAAGGAAAUCAGUGGUAUCGCACAUCAGUACAAAACAACAGGGUCGUGUGACAAGUAUAACAGAGGCCUUGUUUUAUUUCGACACACAGACGGUGGAGACGUCACUGUAAGAGGAAAGAAGAGACAAUUGUUGGAGCUUUUCUGUUGUAUAAUUGCUUCACCACAGUUUGUGGUAACAUAAAGCAGCUAACAUUAAGGUCGUGGAAUGGCUGCGCUUAGAAGUCGGUCUGUGCCAGGAAACCAUGAACUUUACCAGUUGUGAGAAGAAGAGAUAGCUCAUUUACGCAAAUACAUCAGCAAGCCAUUUUAAACACGGACCAGAGAGGAUGGGAACAGGCAGGUUUUCUACAUCUGCGUGUGUGGGAUUGGCUGCCCGCUCUAAAAGGGGGAGUACGGUCUAUGACAAGCACUCAAACUCACACACACAGACACACACACACAAUCUGUGUGUGUCUCUUUGUGUGUGUCCUUGAGAGUAAGUGUUGAUGAUGAUGCAGCUUUUCUGAACCGAAACUGAAAGUGUUCUUUCAGGAUGACGUGAGGGGGAUUCAGACAUCACCUGCUCUCAGCUGCAUCCAGUCCUGGUCCCGGUCGAUCGGAUCGUCGUCCUGCCCGCACGGAGGUACUUUCAGCUCCUAAUGAGUCAUCAGAGGAGUAAAGCAGGAGGUGCAGAGGAAAGUGGAGAAGAAGGAGGAGCCUGGAGCAAACUGCUAAAACUGAAGAUCCCCUCAAAGAUCUGGAAGAACCGCAAACUGCACAACAACAAUGAAGGGGAUGAGGUCAAGCAGGUGCAAGUGGAGCAGGAGGAGCAGCUGGAAGAAUCAAGCAGGAGGCUGAUAGAGAGGGAGGAGGACCUGUUCAGCUAUGACUCUGUCAAUGAGGAAGAUGAGGACGAGCUGCACAAAGACUUCGAGGCUCUGCAACUGAAGCUGUGGAUGGCCAUCAAUGACACCUUCACCCCCUCCUCCUCUGCAGGGGAGCUAAAGGUCCUGAGGAGUGCCAUGGUGUCUAUCCAGCAGCAGGAGGCGCAGGACCAGCGCUGGAGAGACUGUCAGGAGGAGCGAGUCCCAAGAUGGCGUCCUCAGAAAUGUCUCAGCAUCCACAACAUACUGCUCCAGAACAUGGUGGAGGGCCGAAUAAAGGAGGCUGCCAAAGACACCCCGGGAGGAACCGACUGGCUCUCUUCACCUGUGAAGAGACAGGUGUGUCGAGUGGGAAGAUGUGUGAAGGAAGACCUGCUGACGGUGGUGAGGAGGGUGAAGAACUGCUACCCUCCUCACAUGGACAUCAUGAACCUCUACGCCGGCCUGUACCAUCAGGAGUUCUCAGCCCACCUCACUCAGCUCACCGCUGCAGGGCUGGACGACGAUGACUGCAGCUACCUGUUGUCCUGGGUCAACCAGUACUACCCACAUGAAAUCCUGGAACAUACGGAGCUGGAUGGACAGAUAAAGGUGCCCUGUCUGGGUUCUCUGCUGCCGCAAGAUGAGCUGAAGCUGCUGGAGGAACAGUACCUGACCCACAAAGAGGAAAAGGUGAAGCUGUGGCUGAACACUGCCCUGAAGAAGGAACAAGAGAACUGGCUGAGUGGAAGGACACCCGAAAUCAUCGAUGGUUAUUACUUCAGUUGUCUGGCUGUAGACGUCAUACAGGUGAUGACCGGUUCCCUGUCUGAGUUCAGCUGUGCCAUCAAAGACAAGAGAAAAGCUCAGAGGCUCACAGUUCAGCUUGAGAACUUCAUGUACAGCUAUGUGAAGUGUGUGGAGGAGUUUGUGAAGGGAAACCAUGGUAAUGUCCGCUCGGUGAUCAAAGCUCAGCUGGUCUGCGAGCAGCAGCUCAGAAAACAAAAGCAGUGCACAGUAAACACCGGAGCCCAAGAAAACAGCCCAAACACAGUUCAGUUCAGGCAGCCGACCGUGCAGACGGCAAUGGCGGCGGCGGCGUGGAAACAGAUCAGGGGGCUGGCUGUGCGGACAGCGGCAGCGACGAAGGAGGCUUGGAGGCUGGACCAGACGAGGAUGAAGGUUCGGAGGCUGGACCAGACGAGGAUGAAGGCUCGGAGGCUGGACCAGAUGAGGAUGAAGCUGCUGAUGGCUGGACCAGAUGAGGAGGAAGCUGCUGAUGGCUGGACCAGAUGAGGAUGAAGCUGUUGAUGGCUGGGCGGGCCCCUCAGACCCUCCAGUGGAGACAGAGUGCUGGCCGGGCCCUCCGGAACCCCCAGCGGAGACGAGGAAGUGCUGGCCAGGCUCUCCCGAGCUUCCAGCAGGAGCAGAUGCAGAGCCAGAGGGUGUGGGGACCCCUGGCUGAACAUUAGGCUGACUAGGUGGGUGAGUGUGUGGCUGACCAGGGAACUGAAUUGCUACAAGGGACUGAACUGAAGUCUGAAGUGGCACAGGGGACUGAACUGAAGUCGACUCAGCUAAUGGUUCAUAUAG